This is a messenger RNA of Salvelinus fontinalis (brook trout), 1823 nucleotides long. It is a transcript of the gene atp5f1a, whose product is annotated as ATP synthase F1 subunit alpha. Gene Ontology annotation, biological process: proton motive force-driven ATP synthesis; proton transmembrane transport. Bases 26 to 1684 code for a protein of 552 amino acids. The transcript is spliced from 11 exons. Lineage: Eukaryota; Metazoa; Chordata; Actinopteri; Salmoniformes; Salmonidae. The record is from RefSeq and is a predicted model, not a curated record. Gene Ontology annotation, molecular function: ATP binding; proton-transporting ATP synthase activity, rotational mechanism; ADP binding.
AAUCCGCGUAGAAACAUCAAUAGCUAUGCUGUCAGUUUGCGUUGCCGCGGCCCUUGUCCGCACCCUUCCCCGACGGACUGGAUUUGUUUCCAAAAAUGUUUAUGCUGCUGCAUGUGUAGGAGCCAGGCACCUGCACAACACAAAGCCAUGGAUGGCCAAGAAGGGAACAGCAGAGGUCUCAUCCAUUCUGGAGGAGAAGAUCCUGGGGGCUGACACUAGCGCUGACCUGGAGGAGACUGGUCGCGUGCUGUCCAUCGGUGACGGUAUUGCCAGAGUGUACGGUCUCAGGAACGUGCAGGCUGAGGAGAUGGUGGAGUUCUCCUCUGGGCUUAAGGGCAUGUCUCUGAACUUAGAGCCCGACAAUGUCGGUGUUGUGGUGUUCGGUAAUGACAAGCUUAUCAAGGAGGGCGAUAUUGUCAAGAGAACCGGAGCCAUCGUGGACGUGCCCGUCGGUGAACAGCUGCUGGGUCGUGUGGUGGACGCUCUGGGAAAUGCCAUCGACGGCAAGGGUCCCCUUGGGUCCAGCAUCCGUAGGCGUGUGGGUCUUAAGGCCCCUGGCAUCAUCCCCCGUAUUUCUGUGAGAGAGCCCAUGCAGACUGGCAUCAAGGCCGUGGACAGCCUGGUGCCCAUUGGCCGAGGUCAGCGUGAGCUGAUCAUCGGUGACAGGCAGACUGGCAAAACCGCCAUUGCCAUCGACACCAUCAUCAACCAGAAGCGCUUCAACGACGGCACUGAUGAGAAGAAGAAGCUGUACUGCAUCUACGUCGCCAUUGGUCAGAAGAGAUCCACCGUGGCCCAGCUAGUGAAGAGGCUGACUGACGCCGACGCCAUGAAGUACACCAUCGUGGUGUCCGCCACAGCCUCCGAUGCCGCUCCCCUGCAGUACCUGGCCCCUUACUCUGGCUGCUCCAUGGGAGAGUUCUUCAGAGACAACGGAAAGCACGCCCUCAUCAUCUACGACGAUUUGUCCAAGCAGGCUGUGGCUUACCGUCAGAUGUCCCUGCUGCUACGUCGUCCCCCCGGUCGUGAGGCCUACCCCGGGGAUGUGUUCUACCUCCAUUCUCGUUUGCUAGAGAGAGCAGCCAAGAUGAACGAAAACUUCGGAGGCGGGUCCCUCACCGCCCUGCCUGUCAUUGAGACCCAGGCCGGUGACGUUUCUGCCUACAUUCCAACCAAUGUCAUCUCCAUCACAGACGGACAGAUAUUCUUGGAGACUGAGUUGUUCUACAAAGGUAUUCGACCAGCCAUCAACGUAGGUCUGUCUGUGUCACGUGUCGGCUCUGCCGCCCAGACCAAAGCCAUGAAGCAGGUGGCUGGUACCAUGAAGCUGGAGCUGGCCCAGUACCGUGAGGUGGCUGCCUUUGCACAGUUUGGUUCCGAUUUGGACGCUGCCACCCAGCAGCUUCUGAACCGUGGUGUUCGCCUUACUGAGCUCCUCAAGCAGGGGCAGUACUGCCCCAUGGCCAUUGAGGAGCAGGUUACAGUCAUCUAUGCUGGUGUGAGGGGACACUUGGACAAAAUGGACCCAACCAAGAUCACAAAGUUUGAGAAGGCUUUUCUUCAACAUGUUCUCAGCCAGCACCAGGACCUCCUAGCACAAAUUAGAGCUGAUGGCAAAAUCUCAGAAACCGCAGAUGCCCAGCUUAAGCAGAUCGUCUUGACCUUCCUGGCAAGCUUUGAGUAGUCUUAUUUUUGGUCAACUAUUUUGUCAAUGUUGCAUAGUGCGGAUGUUAAACUUCAAAAACAAAUCUGAAAAUAAAGUGGUAUUCGAUAUUACUGUACAGAUGUCCUCUAACAGAGAAUAAAGUCUUUCUACUCCAGGA